Molecule: messenger RNA, 1624 nt
Organism: Thermothielavioides terrestris NRRL 8126
Lineage: Eukaryota; Fungi; Ascomycota; Sordariomycetes; Sordariales; Chaetomiaceae
Exons: 5
Coding region: 52-1524 (490 amino acids)
Molecular function (GO): ATP binding; nucleic acid binding; RNA helicase activity
Source: RefSeq, a predicted model, not a curated record
CGGAUCAACCAGACAGCAACAUCUCGUGCGGAUUGAGACGUGGAUGCCGCAAUGUCGACUAAACGCAGGAAAGUCUCUCAUGAGACUGGAGCCAUGAAGGAGGCUUCAAUCCAAGCCCCCAAGGACAAGCCAAAACCUCCGCCCGCACCAGAACCCACACAGUCGUCGAGCUCCGAAACCGAGUCUGCCACCAUGGACAAUACUUCAAGGCAGGAUGGCGGCAAUCCUGCCCCAAAGUCGUUCCGGGACCUGGGGAUCGUCGACUCGCUCUGCGACGCCUGCGACCGGCUGGGAUACAAGCGGCCAACCCCGAUUCAGGAGCAGUCCAUCCCCCUCGCCCUCCAAGGCCGCGACAUCAUUGGUAUCGCGGAGACCGGGAGCGGCAAAACUGCUGCGUUUGCUCUCCCAAUCCUCCAAGCUCUCCUCGACAAGCCGCAGCCCUUGUUCGCACUGGUCUUGGCCCCGACGAGAGAACUCGCGGCACAGAUCACACAAGCCUUUGAGGCGCUGGGAUCCCUGAUUUCGCUUCGGUGCGCUCUGAUUCUCGGCGGACUGGACAUGGUGCAGCAGGCGAUUGCUCUUGGCAAGAAGCCGCAUGUGGUGGUUGCGACGCCUGGGCGGCUCCUAGAUCACUUGGAGAAGACCAAGGGCUUCAGCUUGCGAAACCUCAAGUAUCUGGUGAUGGACGAGGCCGACCGGCUCCUCGACAUGGACUUUGGCCCCAUCCUUGAGAAGAUUCUCAAGUUCCUGCCUAGAGAAAGGAGGACAUUCCUGUUCUCCGCUACCAUGUCCAGCAAAGUCGAAAGCCUCCAGCGGGCCAGUCUGCGCGACCCGCUGAAGGUCAGCAUCUCAUCGUCCAAAUACCAGACUGUCGCGACACUCGUCCAAAACUACCUCUUCAUCCCGCACAUGCACAAGGACACCUACCUGAUCUACCUCUGCAACGAAUUCGCUGGCCAGACCAUCAUCAUCUUCACCCGUACCGUCCUCGAGACGCAGCGAAUAGCCAUCCUGCUCCGCACCCUCGGCAUGGGCGCCAUCCCGCUGCACGGCGGCCUCUCGCAGUCCGCCCGUCUCGGCGCCCUGAACAAGUUCCGCGCAGGCUCCCGCAAUAUCCUCGUGGCCACCGACGUCGCCGCCCGCGGUCUCGAUAUCCCCAAUGUCGACUGCGUCCUCAAUUUCGACCUGCCGCAGGAUUCCAAGACCUACGUGCACCGCGUCGGUCGGACGGCCCGUGCCGGCAAAUCGGGGCACGCCAUUAGCAUUGUGACGCAGUACGACAUUGAGAUCUGGCUCCGGAUUGAGGCAGCGCUGGGCACCAAGCUCACUGAGUACGCGCUGGAGAAGGACGAGGUCAUGGUGUUCAAGCCGCGGGUUGAGGAGGCGCAGCGGCACGCCAAGAACGAAAUGAAGCAGCUGAUAGACGAGCGGGGGAAGAAGGGGUCGGUGCUGAAGGGCGGCAAGGGGAGGAAGAGGGCGGCGCCUGCAUCGAGCCGAGAUGAUAUGGAUGCCGAGGAGGGUUGAUCAGCACUAAGUCUAUAGGGUUUCGAAGCUGAUAUUAAUCAUGGAUUUGGAGUUCUGUGGUUGGGGCGUUCUGAUAAGGAUCUUCACAUUGUCUAUCUCA